Messenger RNA from Phyllopteryx taeniolatus (common seadragon), 2704 nucleotides. RefSeq names its product troponin I, slow skeletal muscle-like. Bases 1745 to 2197 code for a protein of 150 amino acids. The record is from RefSeq and is a predicted model, not a curated record. Gene Ontology annotation, cellular component: troponin complex. The transcript is spliced from 9 exons. NCBI's taxonomy places the organism in Eukaryota, Metazoa, Chordata, Actinopteri, Syngnathiformes, Syngnathidae. Gene Ontology annotation, biological process: muscle contraction.
ACAUUUAUUAAAAUUGAGUUGUAUGGUUAUAGGUCAAAUUAAUGGUGGGAAAAAAAUUGAAUUGAUUUAUUUUGGUCUUAUUUUUUUAUAUAACAAAAACCUGGCAUCUGAACAGGGGUGUGUAGACUUUUUAUAUCCACCGUCUGUACAUUGAUGUGUGAAUCAUGUGUGCCGAAAUUGAUUAUGAUAAAUGUUUAGCACUAAUAUUCAAACUGUGCAUAAUGUUACAGUGGCUUACAAUAAUAUUAAAUGUACUUGGGAUAAAAUCUCUGUUUCGUUCGUAACUUCAAAAUGCUGUAUGUCCAAACCGUCAUAAACCGAAGAACCCCUGCAGUUGUUUGGCCUUUGCAAGAAUUUGUAUAGAAUUAGAGCAACUAGUUGUAGGUUUGAUGUGACGUUAUGAUCCAAACAGACAUAACGUGUUUCAAAAGUCAUCUGGUACGUGACGCCAAGUUCUAUUCUGCCAUCGCCAUGAACGCACAAACGCCAAACAUUCUCUGAGCACCUGAUCUCUACAGAGAGGAUGACUGAGCUGCCAUGUAGCCCAGGCACAUACUGUAUAAGGUGUGUCCUUGUGCUGCACAAUAACAUGCAAUAAUGUGUCCCAGUUCUUCUGGACCGAAUCCAGAAUUGUUCUUUCGUGAUGCACCAAUAGUCAGGAGGGAGUGGAGGCGUAUAUUUACAGGGAGAGAUGUGAGUUUUAAUGCAUACAUCAUUUGAGUGCUUGAUUGAUUCCUAUCCCUGCCGUCUUUGAUUGACUUCACCUUCGAGGAAUAAUAAACUUCAAAUAUGUCUGAAGGCCCGGUGAGUAAACCCCCACAUUAAACAGCAAAGGCAAAAAUGCUUCGCAAUUUAGUGCUUCCAAAGCUUUUUUUGAGCCAAGGCACGUAUUUUAAAUUAGAAGAAAUUUAAUGGCAUGUCACCAAAUAAAAACCUAACAUAAAUUACCUUCUGCCAUCUCGUGGAAGGGCUUUUAAUGUUUGUGCCUGUCAUUACAUGUACAUUAUUUGUCGUAAAUAAAAUAUUCUGGGGCCAAUUAAGUGAAAUUGGAUCAUUUCCCACGGCACACCUGUUGAUCUCUCAUGACUAAUGUGCCAUGGCAAACUGGUUGGAAUCACUGGUCUAGAAUCCUAGCUUCUGAUCAGGGCCCUACAAGGAAUUUGUCAAAGUGCAAGCCCUGGAAAUUUUUCAAAAUGGCUACAGCCAACUAAAAUGGCGGACUUCCUGUUCAAUUUUGGACUUGGGUCCAUGAGACUUUGUCGUAUCUCGUGUGAUGAUAGACAUGUCCACCAAAUUUUGUGUUGAUCAGUGAAACUGGUGUCUGGAAAUAUUUAUUUUCUAACUUACCAGGGGGCGUCACUCUGUGAGUUUUAGGGUGCUGUGAUGUACAAAAUACAUAUAUUUUCAUCACAUUACACGCUGUGUGCCUUCACCUGGCUUUUUUUUGGAGGGGGGCAUAAAUGCCACCCUGUGCAGCCCCACAUAUACUCACAUAAGGCUCAGGGUUGGGUUGGGAAAAAUAAUAGCCCAUCUGUCCUAAACAAGUUGCACGUUUUCUUCUUUGAUUGUGUUUAAAUCCAUUGAGUGUCGGUGCCGUUUUUAAUGUUCAUCUCUCAGCAGUCACCCAAUAAGAUUUUUCAAAGUGAUGCAUAAAGCAUAAUAAUUUACCUCGCAGAGAAAACCGAAAUAUUCAGCCACACGGCGACUGCACUUGAAGUCCAUCUUGCUGAGGAGGGCCGCCUCGAUGCUCUUGGCUGAGAGUGAAGAGAAAAGAGUGGAGAGGGAACGAUUCAUCAGUGAAUGUUUCCCUCAGCCGAAGACCUCGAACCUGUCAGUCCAAGACCUCCAGGAACUGUGCAAACAACUCCACAAAAAGAUUGAUGUCACCGAUGAAGCUCGUUAUGAUAUAGCGGUGAAGGUGGACAAAAAUGAAAAUGAGAUCGCAUCACUGAGACAGAAGAUUGUCGAGCUGAAGGGCAUCAAGCGGCCCAGCUUAAAGAGGGUGAAGAAAAGUACAGAUGACGUGCUGGGCGCCUACUCGGACCCCUCCAAACUCAUGAAGCCAGAUUUCAAGGUCAACCUUAAGACAGUGAAGAAAGAGGAUGAAAAACGGGAAGAAGUGACUGACUGGCGUAAGAAUGUGGAGGCCAUGUCUGGCAUGGAGGGCAGGAAGAAGCUCUUCGACGCCGGGCAAUAACCAAACUCGUCAUCAUAGCUUGUUUGGGGCAUUAUUUUUAUCGGACAGGUGGCUGUGCUUCUUACCAGUUUGGACAACACUGAUUAAACAUAUUACAGCCACUUUUGUGCUUAGUUUCUUUUGUCUGUAUUGCCUGGUACAGUUUUUAAUGUCCUAACUUCGAAAUCACCAAACUACUAGAUCUUUAUAAUAUGAACAGUGGAAGAGGCAUGAAUAAUGGGUGACCUAGCAUCCUGAUUUGCUUGCUGUCCUGGCACAAGAGUUCUAUUUUAGUUGACCACUCACAGACCAGACAAGAAGUUCUUGAAUGUGACCUGAGGCUCCUCCUGUCACUUCGAGACGGACGCUGCACAGCUUCAUUUGUACACACAAGAAAGAAAAAAAGGCUUCCAACAUGUCAGAGGCGUGAGUUGUGACUAUGUUUUGCUACAUUAACAUUUGUGUUUUUAAUUACUGUUCAAAUUCUAACUUGGUUUUCAUUCGCUCCUAAAUGUCCACCAAAGACCG